Lactuca sativa (garden lettuce) is the source of this 1179-nucleotide messenger RNA. Its product is annotated as zinc finger BED domain-containing protein RICESLEEPER 2-like. NCBI's taxonomy places the organism in Eukaryota, Viridiplantae, Streptophyta, Magnoliopsida, Asterales, Asteraceae. The record is from RefSeq and is a predicted model, not a curated record.
AUGUUGGUCGUCGUCGUCUCUCGUCACAGCCUCGCAGCGUCGCACUCAUACUCGCCAAUCGUCACCUCCAAGAUAUUUGGAAUUCAACGAUUGAAGUUCAAACUUGGCUUGAAUAUGUCAACAACGGAUGACUAUAUUGAAGUAGAAGAUGAGACGAUUGAAGUUGACAACCCAACCAAUGAUCAAUGCGAAUCAGGUGUUUAUGGGACCAAAAAUCUAGGAUAUCAUUUAGCUAGAUGUAAAGUUUACUUGGCUAAACUUAAUGGUGGACAAAAACAACUAGCUUUCCAACAUGGUGAUGAAAACAAAUUGUCAGCUUGGAAAUUUGAUCAAAAUGAGAGUCGGAAAGCUCUAGCUCACAUGUUGGUAGUUGACGAACUUCCUUUUAGCUUUGUAGAAGGUGCGGGCUUUAGGUAUUACAAUAGUGUUAAUCGACCAUUGUUUAAAGUUCCAUGUAGAAGUACAAGCACAACGGAUGUCUACCAAUUAAUAUAUUUGACCACCGAUACGUGGACUUCUAAACAACAAUCAUGUUAUAUGUGUCUCACCGCCCACUUUAUUGAUAAUGAAUGGAAAUUGAAAAAAAAAGUGUUGUGUUUUUCCUCUCAAGAGAGUCACCGUGGGGUUGAUAUUGGGAAAAUGUUUGAGAAAUGUUUAAUGGAGUGGGAAAUAGAAAACAUUUUCACAAUUUUUGUUGACAAUGCAAUGGUGCAAGAUGGCAUAAAAAAAGUUGAUAAGGUGGUUGAAAUAGUUCGAUGGGCGGUUAAAUGGAUUAGGCAAUCACCUUCUAGAAUUCAUAAGUUUAUUGAGUUUGCUAAGGUUGCUAAUCCCGGUAUAACAAAACAUUUAAAGAGAGAUGUGCCAACAAGAUGGAACUCCACUUACCAUAUGUUGGAAAUUGCCCAAGCUUACGAAAAAACUUUUGAGAGAUAUGAUCUUGAGGAAUUUGAUUUUCGAUACAAAAUUGAAAAGGCGGGUUUGUCAAUACCUUCAUCAAGCGAUUGGGAAAGGGUUAGGAAUGAUUUCCGGGACAUUUAUGUGACAUCAAACACAUGCAUUGAAGAUAUAUAUUCUAUUCGUACGCUCUUGGAUGAUGCUAUUUCCGAUUCUAGUCUUUGUGAUAUUGCAUUGGCCAUGAAAUUGAAGUUUGAUAAGUAUUUUGGCGACAUAGAAAAAUGA